AUGGAGGCGAAAGGAACGCAGUCGAACAGGCGUAUCGAAUUUGACGGAAAAUACCACAAACGAAUGGAUCGAGACAGAAAGCAGGUGAAAAAAAACGAACGAAACGGAAGGGAGGCUAAAGCUAUGGAACCUAUCGGAUGGGAUGCGAACGAACGGACCCUGAUGGCAAAGUCCCGGAACAAACGGAACGUGACGGUGAGGAGCAGAAGCGAAAGGAAGGGUAGGAUUACGAAAGUGACGGAGCGUAGCGGAAGACAUGCUGAAAGGAACGGAGUAAAAAAGAGGCGGCUCGAAUUUGACGCAAAAUGCCAGAAACCAUUUGACCGAGACGGAAAGCAGCCGAAAGAAGGCGAAAGAAACGAAAGGUAG
Messenger RNA from Soboliphyme baturini, 369 nucleotides. NCBI's taxonomy places the organism in Eukaryota, Metazoa, Nematoda, Enoplea, Dioctophymatida, Soboliphymatidae. The record is from the annotation of a GenBank genome assembly.